Messenger RNA from Gastrolobium bilobum, 2832 nucleotides. RefSeq names its product auxin response factor 5. Bases 1 to 2832 code for a protein of 943 amino acids. The transcript is spliced from 14 exons. The record is from RefSeq and is a predicted model, not a curated record. NCBI's taxonomy places the organism in Eukaryota, Viridiplantae, Streptophyta, Magnoliopsida, Fabales, Fabaceae. Gene Ontology annotation, biological process: response to hormone; regulation of DNA-templated transcription. Gene Ontology annotation, cellular component: nucleus. Gene Ontology annotation, molecular function: DNA binding; protein binding.
AUGGCUUCCGUAGAAGAAAAGAUUAAAACUUGUGGAGUUGGAGGAGGAUUAGUUGUUGGGGGUCAAACAUUUGUUGCUGAGAUGAAACUGCUGAAAGAAAUGCAGGAACAUUCUGGGGUUCGACAGACUUUAAAUUCAGAGUUAUGGCACGCUUGUGCAGGCCCUCUUGUGUCGUUGCCUCAGGUUGGAAGCCUUGUGUAUUAUUUCCCUCAGGGACAUAGCGAACAGGUGGCAGCUUCAACUAGAAGAACAGCUACCUCACAGAUUCCAAACUAUCCCAAUCUUACAUCUCAGUUACUGUGCCAAGUUCAAAAUGUCACACUUCAUGCAGAUAAGGAGACAGACGAAAUCUAUGCUCAAAUGAGUCUUCAACCACUGAAUUCUGAAAAAGAAGUCUUUCCUAUAACUGAGUUUGGUCUAAACCACAGUAAACAUCCCACUGAAUUUUUCUGCAAAACUUUGACUGCUAGUGACACCAGCACACAUGGUGGCUUUUCGGUUCCACGAAGGGCAGCAGAAAAGCUCUUUCCUCCAUUGGAUUACACAAUUCAACCCCCAACCCAAGAACUUGUUGUCCGAGAUUUGCAUGAUAAUACCUGGACAUUUCGACAUAUAUACCGGGGUCAACCAAAGAGACACCUUCUCACAACAGGAUGGAGUUUGUUUGUAGGCUCAAAAAGGCUUAGAGCUGGGGAUUCUGUUCUUUUUAUCAGGGAUGAGAAAUCGCAAUUGCGAGUUGGUGUGAGGCGUGUUAAUCGUCAACAGACAACACUGCCAUCAUCAGUACUUUCUGCAGAUAGCAUGCACAUUGGUGUGCUUGCUGCUGCAGCUCAUGCUGCUGCUAAUCGAAGUCCAUUUACUAUUUUCUACAAUCCAAGGGCAUGUCCUUCAGAAUUUGUUAUUCCGUUGGCUAAAUACAGAAAAGUUGUAUAUGGGACUCAGGUCUCAGUUGGCAUGAGAUUUGGUAUGAUGUUUGAGACAGAGGAAUCGGGUAAGCGCAGAUAUAUGGGUACAAUAGUUGGUAUCAGUGAUGUGGAUCCUUUGAGGUGGCCUGGUUCUAAGUGGCGAAAUAUUCAGGUGGAGUGGGAUGAGCCAGGGUGUGGAGAUAAGCAGAAUAGAGUUAGUGUAUGGGAGAUUGAAACUCCUGAAAGCCUUUUUAUCUUUCCUUCUUUGACUUCAAGUCUAAAACGGCCGUUACAAUCUGGACUUUUGGAAAAUGAGUGGGGAACAUUGUUAAGAAGACCUUUUAUGAGAGCUCCUGAAAAUGGAACAUUGGAGCUCUCAAACUCGAUACCAAAUCUCUACUCAGAACAUCUGAUGAAAAUGUUAUUUAGACCCCAACUUCUUAACAAUAAUGGAGCCUUUUUAUCGGUCAUGCAACAAGAAUCUGCUGCUACUAGAGGUCCCUUACAAGAGGUGAAGACAACAUUGGCAACAGAGAACCAAAAUGUUCAUCUUGCAAGUACAGAGAGCAUGCCACCAAAAAAUCUACAUUCUCAGUCAGUACCCGACCAACAACAUAAUGCCUUUAACAUGCAUUCACUGAUGAGAAGUGACCAACCUGAAAAAUUGCAUCCUAUGGCCAAAAUUGAUAAUCAUCUUCCUUCUGGAACAUUUACUGAUAAGUCAAAAUUAGAAUCUGAAGUGUUACCUGAUCAUAUGUUUGACUUCCCUUCCAUGGAAGGCUGCAACAUUGAAAAAAUGGCUGCAAAUCCUGUUAACCCGAAAAUCCUAGCAAGCCAAUUGGCAUUCCAUAAUCACAACCAGAGUCCAUUACACACUCAAACUAGUCCAUGGCCUAUGCAGUCUCAACUAGAAUCAUCGAUAUCGCAUCCUCAACUGAUUGAUAUGUCCCCCCAAUCUGAUUCUGCUAUUGUAAAUGGCCUGCUUCCUCAGCUAGACAUUGAUGAAUGGAUGAUGUAUUCUUCUUGCCAACCUUUUUCUGGACAAAACAGAUCAACUGGGCCUUCAUCAGAUUUGCAAGAACAUACCUCACUUCAAACUCAAGCAGUGAAUCCCCCUUUACCUUCGAUGAACCAAGAAGUGUGGGAUCAUUAUGUCAAGAAUUUGAAGUUUUUAUCUCAACCGGACCAGCUAACAUCCAUUUGUCAGCCAGGGAUGUAUGGCCUCAAUGGUAUAUCUAGUUCAAACAAUUUGAGGGAUCUUUCAGCUGAGAGCAACAACCAAAGUGAAAUUUGUGUCAAUGUUGAUGUUAGUAACAGUGUAAGUACCACCAUGGUUGACCCUUCUACUUCAAGUGCCAUUUUGGAUGAGUUUUGCACAAUGAAGGACAGAGAUUUUCAGAAUCCACAAGAUUGCAUGGUUGGAAACUUGAGUUCUAGCCAGGAUGUCCAGUCUCAGAUAACCUCCGCAAGUCUUGCAGAAUCACAUGCCUUUUCUCUGCGAGACAUCCCUGACAACUCAGGUGGGACAUCUUCAAGCCAUGUAGAUUUUGAUGAAAGCAGCUUUCUGCAGAAUAACUCAUGGCAACAAGUAGCUGCACCCAUCCGAACCUACACCAAGGUGCAAAAGGCAGGUUCUGUAGGAAGAUCAAUUGAUGUAACUACUUUCAAGAACUAUGAGGAGUUGAUCCGCGCUAUUGAAUGCAUGUUUGGACUCGAUGGUCUGCUGAAUGACACCAAAGGUUCAGGAUGGAAAUUGGUAUAUGUAGACUAUGAGAGCGAUGUUCUACUUGUUGGGGAUGAUCCUUGGGAGGAAUUUGUGGGCUGUGUCCGCUGCAUCAGAAUAUUAUCACCUUCAGAAGUUCAGCAAAUGAGUGAAGAGGGGAUGAAACUUCUAAACAGUGGAGCAUUGCAAGGGAUCAAUGCUUGA